Molecule: messenger RNA, 1630 nt
Organism: Gigantopelta aegis
Lineage: Eukaryota; Metazoa; Mollusca; Gastropoda; Neomphalida; Peltospiridae
Product: replication protein A 32 kDa subunit-like
Exons: 8
Coding region: 137-931 (264 amino acids)
Biological process (GO): double-strand break repair via homologous recombination; nucleotide-excision repair; DNA replication
Cellular component (GO): DNA replication factor A complex; nucleus; site of double-strand break
Molecular function (GO): DNA binding
Source: RefSeq, a predicted model, not a curated record
CAAUGAGUAAAUUUCCCGCCAUCUAUUGACUGACUACUUUUACGUAGCCUGUAACUGUAAAGUUAUUUUUGUGUAUUUGAUUAUAAUAAAUAUAUAUAUAUAUAUAUAUAUAUAUAUAUAUUGCUGGUGUAUAAAUAUGUGGCAGAAUCAAGGUGGUUUCAACCAGUCUGGAUUUGAUGGGCCUACAGGACCUGGUUUCCAAUCUCCCGGGGGAUUUGGAACUCCUAGUCAGGGACAAGAAAAAAAAACUCGGAACAGAGCAAAGAAUAUUUUGCCUUGCACAGUAGCUCAGAUCUUCAAUGCAACACUUGAUGAAGAUAAAUUCUUUUCAGGAGAUAUUGAACUUCAACAGAUUACUAUGGUUGGUUUGGUGAGGACGGUGAAGGAAUCGCCCACAAGACUCGAUUAUGAGAUAGACGACAUGACGGGACCAUCCCUUGAAGUCAAACAGUUUGUUGAUAAUGAUGAGAGUGUACCUGACGAGGAAAGAGUGCAGACCAUGAGAGAGAACACAUAUGUGCGAGUCUGUGGUCAUGUCCGUUCGUUUGCUGGAAAGAGAAGUGUCGUUGCCUUCCGCAUUAUGCCCAUCACCGACAUGAACGAACUGACGUGCCAUUUAUUAGAAGUUAUCCAAGCACACAUCACCCUGUCAGCACCCCAGCAAUCACUCAACUCGGAUUCGGGUCCAACUCGAAUGGAUACUAAUGUGAAUACUGGUGGGACUAUACCAGGCCUUAGCCCAUUACAGUCACAGCUUCAAUUGAUAAUAAAGAACAACCCUUCAGAUACUGGAGCCAGCAUACAUGAUAUUUGUAAAGAACUGAGAAAUAUUUCUGGAAAAGAAAUUAGAGAUGCUGUGGAAUUUCUGAGCAGUGAGGGACACAUCUAUUCAACGAUAGACGAUGACCACUACAAGGCUACAGAUGGAUGAAUACUGUGGUGCAAUUCUUCCAGAAUGUGAUCCAGAUAUAAAUAAACACGACAUGCAUUAAUCAUCAUCAUCAAUAGCAUAUUGAAAAAACCCAUAAAAACAUUUUAAGCAUGUUUAGUUCAUGUUAUUAAAAGAUAUCGGUGACCAAUAGCUUAUCUUUGUGGUACAAGAUAACAUUUACCUGCAAUACUAUCUUCAUUGUUUCUUUUGGGCUUUCAAAACAUGAAUCAUGUCUUAAGUUUUUAGUUCAUUCAAACACAUUUGAUGCAAAAAAAGGUGGAGACUAUAGUCCUUCCCAGAGUGAUUGCCUUUUUUCAUAUGAAAUUUAUUACACAUUAUUUAUUUUUGAACCAAUUGUUUUCUAAAUAGUAUACAAAAAUAGGUUUGUUUUUUUGUCAUUUCCAAAAUACUAAUUUUCUUCUUAUGUCAAACUAAACUGAAAUUAUUUACAAAAAAAAACAUUUUUGUAGGAGGAUGGGACGUACUAUAGUUCUCUUUUAGAUGGAUUAUGUUCCAUUAGUUCUUGUCUUUAACAUGUGGCUAUGUUUUUUGCUGAACAAUAUAUGACAUGCACAGUUAUAAAAAAAUUAACCCGACUUCCAAUCUGUAUAUAUAUGUAUGUUAAGAAUAUAUGACAGUUCACAUAUGCUGAACACCAAUGUAUUAGCCAGAAAUAAAAAUACAUGUACUAUGAUUCUC